This is a messenger RNA of Hypoxylon fragiforme, 2322 nucleotides long. RefSeq names its product general substrate transporter. Lineage: Eukaryota; Fungi; Ascomycota; Sordariomycetes; Xylariales; Hypoxylaceae. Gene Ontology annotation, biological process: transmembrane transport; carbohydrate transport. Gene Ontology annotation, molecular function: carbohydrate:proton symporter activity. Gene Ontology annotation, cellular component: membrane. The record is from RefSeq and is a predicted model, not a curated record. Bases 447 to 2030 code for a protein of 527 amino acids. The transcript is spliced from 9 exons.
ACCUGUCCAAUGGGAACUCGCUUUACAGGUCAAGGCAAUGAAAAAAUCCCGGGUUCUCCAGUUGCUUGUGUGUCCUUACGGCUGGUGCCUCGCCCAGUGGGUUUGCAAUCAGGCUUGGCGGGUAAAUUCGAAAAUGGCCGUAUUCACACUGGCGAGCUGCUUCUGAUUUGCCCACGUCUCGAGUAUAAGCUGAUAUUGCCUUAUUAACCGCCGAAUACUGCGCGAACAAUCGGACCGAGCUUUGAAAUGCUCAGUUAUAUAGGAAUCAGCAAGAAUGGCCGAUUCCGUAAAAGAGCCAUUGGAACUUGAUAUUGAAAACCUACCUGCCAAGUAUCUAGUUCUUUCUUGCCUAAUACUGUUGGACUACAUCCAUCGACGAAAUCAACCCCAAACCUUAGCAUUCCAGUGAUUAGGUGUAGAGAGUGAGAGAGAGCUGAUUCGGCAAAAUGGUUGGCGGAAGUGCUCAAACGGACAAUAUCGUCCAUCGCAUGGCGAUGGAUGAUAAGAUCCCUUGGUACCAGAAGAGGAACUUGCGCUAUCUGUACUUCAUGCUGUUUCCCUGCCUGAUGGGCAUCGAGAUGACAUCUGGGUUCGAUUCGCAGAUCAUUAACGCCGUCCAGAUCGUGCCCGCCUGGGGUGAAUUUUUCGGACACCCUACUGGUGGCUACAAAGGCAUUCUGGCGUCUGCGCUACCUCUUGGCGCUGUCAUCGGUCUCCCCUUUAUCCCACUUCUGAACGAUAACUUUGGCCGAAGAUGGUGUGUGAUGUUUGGUAGCAUAAUGAUGAUCAUAGGGUCGCUCAUUCAAGGGUUUUCCGUUAAUGGUGCGAUGUACAUCGUCUCCCGACUCAUCAUCGGGUUCGGACUGCCUUACGCUAUUGUUGCCGGAUCUAGUUUGAUUGGAGAGCUGGCGUAUCCCAAAGAGCGUGCUAUUUUAACAUCUUUGUUCAACGCGGCUUAUUUCAUUGGGGCCAUCACGGCUUCGGCUAUCACCUAUGGAACUCAACUCAUUCCGUCAGACUGGUCCUGGAGAGUCCCCUCACUCCUACAAAUGUCGCCCUCUAUAUUACAGGUUGCUCUUGUGCUUUUCCUGCCGGAGAGUCCUAGAUACUUGAUCAGCAAAGAAAGAUACGAGGAGGCGUUCAAGAUUCUAGUUACAUAUCACGCUGAAGGCGACGAGAAUUCGGAAUUCGCGAAAGCAGAAAUGGCCGAGAUCAAAACCACCAUUUCAAUCGAACUAGAAAACUCGAAGCGCUCUUGGCUCGAUAUGAUCAAUACGCCGGGGAACCGCCGUCGUGUGAUUGUCGGUUCUCUUCUUGGAGUUAUGUCGCAGCUUUCCGGCAACGUGGUCAUCUCGUAUUACUUGGGAGAUAUCCUGAACCUGAUCGGGUUUACGGAUCCUUCGUUCCAGGCAAAGUACAACAUCGGAAACCAGUGCCUGGGUCUGGUAUGCGCGGUCUUCACAGCACUUCUGGUCAUGAAAUUCAAGCGUCGGACUAUGUUCUUGACUUCAAUUUUUUCCAUUUUGGUAAUAUAUGUGUCGUGGACGAUCUGUGCAGCUGAGGCCAUUGUUGCGGGAUCAAAGGUCGCUGGAAAACUCUGCCUAUUUUGGAUUUAUGCUUACCAACCUGCGUAUAACAUCGGCUUUAACGCCCUCACAUAUACGUAUCUUGUUGAGAUCUUCCCAUACGCCAUGAGAGCGCGAGGAAUUUCGAUCUUUCAGUUAUUCGGGAAAGCUGCCCAGUUUUUUGGUACGAACGUCAACCCUGUUGGCCUAGAUCCAGUAACCGGCAUCGGCUGGAAGUUUCUGAUCGUGUACUGCUGCUGGAUUGCCGUCGAGGCGUUCCUCAUGUGGUAUCUGUGGCCUGAGACUUCGAACCGUACUCUUGAAGAGCUUGCUUUCUUGUUCGAGGAGGAAGACCGGGCACACGCUGCAACGGUAGUCGAGAAGGAAAUCCACAGCAACGAUGUCAAGCAGACCAAGGAGUCAAACAUAUCAGAAACUGCCAGCAAAGACCAAGACCAAGUUUAGACCUACUGAGGACCACAUGAAGCGUGUGGACAGCUUGUUUGAAUAGGUACCUAGGUACGCAAACCACACCUGGGCAGUUAUGCGUGAACGUUAGGUAUGAAAUUAAGGUGCCUCUGGAAUGGUAUUUUGAGACGUGAGAGAGCUGGUCAAAGAAGAAAUCAAUAGAGAAUUCGUCAGAUAAGUACACGAGAACGCAAACGUAGUGCCUGGUAUUUAGGGCAGCACGUAGUUAGACCGCUGGUCCACGUGACCGUCUAGCAAUCACAUGGCUUUGUUCUGACACUUAUUACUA